Molecule: messenger RNA, 1064 nt
Organism: Saprolegnia parasitica CBS 223.65
Lineage: Eukaryota; Oomycota; Saprolegniomycetes; Saprolegniales; Saprolegniaceae
Exons: 4
Coding region: 32-991 (319 amino acids)
Source: RefSeq, a predicted model, not a curated record
CUACAAGCUACCCCUUCCUCGUUCCAUCACCAUGUCGACUCGAACGCUCGACGCGCUCCCCGCGAGCUUUGCCGACGUUCCCCGCGCCGUCGUCAACGCCGGCGGCAUCACGGGCUACGUGACCAAGACGAUUUCUGUGCACAUUUCGUCCAACCCGAGCACCGGCACCAAGCUCUGCGCGUAUCUCGCGAGCCUGCUGACGUCGCUCCCGCUUCUCCUGCUGCCACUGUUUGUCGCGCUCAAGAGCGACGGCGACAUUGAUUGGACGUGGGCCCACACGUUGAUCCCGCUCUGGAUUCUCGAUGCGCUCCUCUUCCCCAUCUACUUUCACUUGACGCGCGCGCAUGACACGGCCGACACCGUUGUCGACGGCGACAUCAACGCCGACACGACGGCGCUGUUGUCGACGACGCCCAAGACCAUUAUGACCAAGACGCAGAUGCUGAGCCUUGUCUUCACGAUCCUCACGCAAGUGCUCGUGACGCUGCGCCUCGACGGCCACCUCGCGUGGAAGUGGAGCUACAUUUCGCUGCCGUACUGCCUCGUCAUGGUCUUUGACCCGUCGAUUACGUCCGUGCUGCAAGUCCUCCAGGCCAUUUUCGUGGCGCAAAAGCUCGACAUGGAGCUCUCGUGGAGCUGGGCGGUCAUCUUGCUCCCGACGUGGCUCCCCGCGUUCCUCAUCGUCUUUGUCCUCCCCUCGAUUGUGUUUGUGAGCAUGAUGUCGGCGACCGAAGAGAAUGCGCAGCCGUCGUUCCUCCGUGCGCUCGUUGCUUUUGUCGGGCUCGUGGUGUCGUUGGGUCUCGUCUUCGGGCCGCAGCUGCUGCUCGUCCUCCGCCUCGCGUACGUGGCCUUCCCGGCGCUCUACAUUGUGUGGCCGUGGUUCCUUCUUUACGGCCUCUUUGUCCUCGGCGGUCUUGCCCACGUCUUUGUGUCGCCGGCCGAGAAGGACAUUGAAAACGUCUCGGUCACCGUCUCGUACGGCACCGUCUAGGACGCUCAUUGCUUUCCACCGAAUACCAAUAUCAACUUAUGUGCAUGCUCGUUUAAAUACUCGUCUUCCUGUG